CUGAGGUACCAGUGCCAUCAUGGAUUCAACCUGGUGAAAGUGUUAUGGUGACAACAUCAAAAUCAGCCUCUAGGAUGACUGUUGUUGUACAGUUUGUUGGAAAUGUGGAAUUCGCCAGUGGUCCUUGGGUAGGGGUUGAGCUUGAUUUACCAGAAGGAAAAAACAAUGGCUCUGUAAAUGGGAUACCUUAUUUCCGCUGCCGGCCACGGCACGGACUGUUAGACACGAUAAACUCAUUAUGGAUAAGAAACGACGAGGGUCUAGAAAAAGUGCUGCUCAUUUGAUGAAUCGUAAAUCUGUUGGACAUGGGUCAGGAAAUAGUCCAUCAACCAAAGGGAGUGCUUCAUCCGCC
Messenger RNA from Mercenaria mercenaria, 352 nucleotides. RefSeq names its product tubulin-specific chaperone B-like. The coding region runs from base 45 to 284 and encodes 79 amino acids. The record is from RefSeq and is a predicted model, not a curated record. The transcript has 2 exons. Lineage: Eukaryota; Metazoa; Mollusca; Bivalvia; Venerida; Veneridae.